Tetrapisispora phaffii CBS 4417 is the source of this 744-nucleotide messenger RNA. Its product is annotated as PQ-loop repeat-containing protein. Bases 1 to 744 code for a protein of 247 amino acids. The transcript has a single exon. NCBI's taxonomy places the organism in Eukaryota, Fungi, Ascomycota, Saccharomycetes, Saccharomycetales, Saccharomycetaceae. The record is from RefSeq and is a predicted model, not a curated record.
AUGAUGUCUGACAAGAUAUCAACAAUUUUGGCGACAAUUGCUACAGUAUGCUGGUGUAUUCAAUUGAUUCCACAAAUAUAUUCCAAUUGGAGACGAAAAGAUUGUACUGGAUUUCCACCCAUUAUGAUGUACCUUUGGGUACUUUCGGGGAUUCCUUUCGGCAUCUAUUUCUGCAUUAUAAGGGCAAAUAUCGUUUUACAAAUACAGCCACAUGUAUUUAUGUUUUUCUGUUUCAUUAGCUUUAUCCAGGCAUGCUACUAUCCACCAGUAGAGUAUAAUAAAAAAACUAUAAUCUUAGUUUUGAGUGGCACUAUAGUUCUGGAUUUAUCCUUGGAGCUGCCAUGCAUAUUAACUUUAAGACCACUAUAUGAUAGAGGAAUUAAAUGGCCAGCUUUAAUUUUCGGCAUCAGUGCUGUCAUUUUACUUAUCGUUGGAUUUUUACCCGUAUACAUAGAUCUUUUGAAAAGGAAAGGACGAGUUGUAGGAAUUAAUUUUGUAUUCCUCUUCAUUGAUUCUUUAGGAGCAUGGCUUUCUAUCAUCAGUGUAAUAUUUGGAAAGUUCGACACUUUAGGAAUUAUUCUUUAUUCAUGCGUUGCUGUUAUGGAAGUUGGGAUUGCUGUUUCUCAUCUAAUAUGGUAUUUAAGAUAUAGAUUCAAUAAAGAUACUGAAGACAAUGAGGAAUUGGAAAUGCAAUGUUCAUCAAUAAAUGAAAAAGUUUCAUAUAUUGAUGAACAGAAAAAGUAA